Pungitius pungitius (ninespine stickleback) is the source of this 326-nucleotide messenger RNA. RefSeq names its product small integral membrane protein 31-like. Lineage: Eukaryota; Metazoa; Chordata; Actinopteri; Perciformes; Gasterosteidae. Bases 1 to 249 code for a protein of 82 amino acids. The record is from RefSeq and is a predicted model, not a curated record. The transcript has 2 exons.
AUGAGGUACCUUGCUCUGUGUUGGCUAGCUGUGUCGAUGGAACUGCCCUUCUCCGGCUUCGAGCUGACCUUCAUCUUCGUUGCCUUCGUCAUCCUCACGCUGUUCGGCUUGGCGUCGGUCUGCAUCGAACCAGAAGACCGUCCAGAGGAAAGCGUCUAUGGAGCAAAGAAGUUUAACAGAAAGCACAGAGUCAUCACCAAGAGAGCCGGACAGAAACCAGCGAGUAAAAGCCAGAGAUCUCCACCUUGAUGUUGUGUGCUGCAGAAUUUCAAUGUCAACUACUCACAAAUGGCUCAAAAUGAGCUGAAAAUGUCCCUUUUUUGGGG